Molecule: messenger RNA, 1210 nt
Organism: Amphimedon queenslandica
Lineage: Eukaryota; Metazoa; Porifera; Demospongiae; Haplosclerida; Niphatidae
Product: 2'-5'-oligoadenylate synthase 1A-like
Exons: 7
Coding region: 82-1095 (337 amino acids)
Biological process (GO): regulation of ribonuclease activity
Cellular component (GO): membrane; cytosol; nucleoplasm
Molecular function (GO): double-stranded RNA binding; 2'-5'-oligoadenylate synthetase activity
Source: RefSeq, a predicted model, not a curated record
CUAGCUGAGCUGGAGCAGCUAUAAAUCUACUCUACCGUACACAGUUAUGCUGAUUAUUGCUACAAAUUUUGCAGCGCAAUAAUGGCGAACCCAAUGCCACACGUAGGUACUUUAUCAAGAGGCCAAGUUGCUCAAAAAGUUAGGCUGAGCAUUAUAGCUGUUCGAGCAGUAUGCUCUCUGCUUAAGCAACACUUUAGAACUGAUAGUGGAAUUGCUGUCAGCGAAAUUGUUGAAGGAGGCUCAUUGGGAUAUGGAACUUAUGUUCCUAUGAAGUUUGACAUUGACCUGGUUAUAUACUCAACCAGUCUAACGGCUGACAAGUUACGUGACAGAGAUAAGAGGAAAAAAUUCCUUUCAGAUCUUCAGGAAUGCGUAAAAGUUCACUUAAAAGGGAACUAUAUUGCCGACAAAAUGACAGAAAAUUCAGUCCAAUUUAAGUAUCAAUUCUCACCUGACAAUACUAUUGAUGUUGAUGUAUUGAUAUCACCAAUGUGGGGUAGUCCUGUUGAAUUGUCACAGUAUGUAUCUAAAAAUUGCCCUACGGAAUUUUUUCAUUUGUCAGCAGGAGCUGCAAAAUGGCAAAAAAAAUUUAUGAGCCAUCAGACUCUCAGGGUCAAAGAAUAUAUCAAGAGAGCCAAGUAUUGGAGCUUAACCGUUAACUGGGAGGCUAUUGGGGGCCGUAAACCAACUUCAUACAUGAUGUCUUUGCUUGUUAUCAAAGCAGCUGAGCCGUUUGAAAUUCAUAUGAAAGGAAGACUACGACAAAAUUUUAAAAAGCAACUAGCAAAAGACAUAACCAAAAACGUGAAAACCUUGGUUAAGAAGUUUGAAACAAUUGAUAUACUAUUUGACAGUGAUUAUCCGUUCCCAAAUGCUCUACUACCAUCUCCUCCAAGAGUAGUCGAUCCUGCUAAUAUCUGCAACAACCUGUACGAAACAGGAUUUGGAAAACUUAGAAGGGAUGAAGACAGUGAAAAAUAUUGGAAAAAGUUUGCUGAAAACAUAGACACUUUGGAUUUGAGUGUUGCUUUUGAGCAUAGGGGUUUUUAUAGUGAUGUUCCAGCUUUUGGAAAGAGCUAUCAACCAAAAUAUUAACUUUGCUAGUGUGUUAAACAAAACUUUGCUUAUCUGUGCUUUGAUAGUUUGUUCUCUUUGCUGUGUCAUUGUUGUUCCUUUGCUAGAUUUACAUUAUAUAUGAUGUUAUAUGAUA